Molecule: messenger RNA, 993 nt
Organism: Dioscorea cayenensis subsp. rotundata (Guinea yam)
Lineage: Eukaryota; Viridiplantae; Streptophyta; Magnoliopsida; Dioscoreales; Dioscoreaceae
Product: leucine-rich repeat protein FLOR 1-like
Exons: 1
Coding region: 1-993 (330 amino acids)
Molecular function (GO): protein binding
Source: RefSeq, a predicted model, not a curated record
AUGUCUAAGCUGCCAUUACUCCCACACAUCACCGUCAUUCUCAUGCUACUGAGCUCGUGUUUCCCUCUCUUAGUCUCUUCAGCCAAGUGCCACAAGGAUGACAAGAAGGCUCUUCUCAAUCUCUUCACCAGACCAGAAGAUCUCUCAUGGACAUCCAGCACCGCCUGCUGCUCUUGGCCUGGCGUCAUCUGCAGCUCCCUCACCAACCGUGUCCUCACUCUUGACAUGAGCUUCUUUAACAUCUCUGGCACCAUCUCCCCCUCAAUUGGAGACCUCCCCUUCCUCUUCAGCAUCAAUAUUGAAUACUCCCCUUCCCUCACUGGUACUAUCCCAUACUCAAUCACCAAACUCCCUCUCACCAGCCUCACAAUCAGAUUCACCUCCCUCUCCGGUCCCAUCCCCGGCUUCCUCAGUGAAUUAAAAGAACUCACAAACCUUGACCUUUCUGGCAACCUCCACACCGGCCCCAUUCCUGACUCCAUUGCUUCGCUCCCUAAACUUGACCGUCUUACUCUCUUUGGCAACAAGCUAACCGGCACCAUCCCACCAGCCCUCUUCCGCCGUCUCACGUCCAGGAACCUCCUCUACCUCUCAGACAAUCUCCUCACCGGAGAGAUCCCUAUCUCUCUUGGUGAUGCUGACUUGGGAUAUAUCUACCUCGCCGGAAACCGUUUCACUGGUGAUGCCUCAUUUCUCUUUAGUCAAUCAAAACAAGCCACUGAGAUCGACCUUUCAAGGAACCAGCUCGAGAUGGACAUGUCCUCACUGAGUUUCCCUCAGAACUUGCGCUUGCUUGACCUGAGCUUCAACCGCAUCAACGGCACCAUCCCGGCGUCGCUGGCUCAUCUAAAUGAUUUGAACACUUUCAAUGUCAGCCAUAACAUGCUAUGUGGUAGGAUACCAACUGGUGGGCAGAUGAAGUCGUUUGACGCGUCUUGCUACCAGCAUAACAAAUGCCUCUGCGGAACUCCGCUGCCUAGCUGCCACCAUUAG